Molecule: messenger RNA, 5551 nt
Organism: Cavia porcellus (domestic guinea pig)
Lineage: Eukaryota; Metazoa; Chordata; Mammalia; Rodentia; Caviidae
Gene: Znf10
Product: zinc finger protein 10
Exons: 5
Coding region: 2831-4552 (573 amino acids)
Biological process (GO): regulation of DNA-templated transcription
Source: RefSeq, a predicted model, not a curated record
UGGAUCCUCUUAUAUUUGUGCCAGAUUAUCAGUUGAUUCUGUCAUUCUAGUGCCUUCUCUUCCUUUACUGUCUGGAGCCUGUUUACAUUAUGGACGUCCUUCAUAGUUUGCCCUGUCUCCUGACUCGUUUCCUGGGUCAUAGCAGAGAGCUUGGAGCCCAUCUUCCUAUUUGGUCACUGUAGUUUAGGAAACAAAAGAUAGGUGACAGGUGUUCUGGUAUCCAGUAACUUUCCCAGCAAGAUAGGGAAAACUAUGAAGGAUGUCCAUAACGUAAACACAAACUCCAAUCCAGGUUCAUUCCCUUUACCUGUGCUAAGCAGCAAAUGCUGCCAGAGGAGAACAUAGCGAGCAGAUGGAUGUGAGGAGUGUACCCUCUGUAAUCUUGACCUGUGUUUUGUCACAUCUUCUCAGUCAGUUAUUUGGUAUGCAGACCCAUACUGUCCUUGGAGCUGAUGGCCAGCCUUCACUGACAUUUUUAUUGAACUGUCAGGAUUCCACCUAUCCUGAUUUGUACAGUGCAGGAGCAAACGAGGCAUUUCCUUCUCCUUCACAAGCCUAUUUCUGCACCCCAGCCUCCCCCUGAGUCUCCACUGGUGCCAUUCCUUGCUGUGCACAGACAUGCUUUUCUCCAUUGGAGUCUAUCAUCUCUUCUAGCUCUGUUCUUUUUCUUUGCCAUCUCCAGCUUCAUACUUACCAUGGUAUUCAUCUGCUCUGUUUUGAUGCUGCCCUUCUAGAAAGUCCCUCUUGUGGAUCUUGUUCUUGUCUGUUGAUUUUAUGCUAGCAUCUGGUCUUUUUUCCUCCAUAUUGAUUUUCUCAACAAUCUAAUCCUGGCCUUAUAGUUUAAUUUAUUUUUCAAGUUAUCUUUGCCAUAUUUUUAUCUGAUAGGGCUGUUUUCUAGCUUUAUUAAAUAAGCACUGAUUUUUAGGAGGCUUAUGUGAAUGAUGUUGUGGGGUUGUUGGUGAGAUUAUAUGGUCUCCUUUAGGGUCUUCUCUAUCCGUCUGCUUCACCUGUGUCUCUUAAAUCUGUGACAAGAGUCUGGAAAAGGUGGGCCUAUGUGCAUCUGUUGAAAAGCAGUGUGAGUGGGUACAGACAAGAGAAACCAGGAAGGAGAUGGCACAGUUUGGUAACUUCAUAUCCAAGUGACAUUCCUGGCUGUGCCCUCUCUGUGUGUACCCCUAGUUGCCAGGCCCAUCUCAUAGUUCCUGUCAUGCUAACUCCUUCCCAUAGGCUAUUCUUUGUCAUGUGGAAGCCACUGGCCCUUCCCCACAGCCCUAUGCGUCAGUGUCUAGGAUAUACUUGCCUCCUAGAAGCGCUGCUCCUGGCCCCUGCGAUAACCCUUUGUGCCCAUCUUUUGGAUGACUGUCAGGCUCCUGCCUAGCUUCUUUGCUGCCUUAUGUUUUCCUGUAGCCUGCCACUCAACUAUCCCUAGAAUGGCAUUUUUAGGACUGUACUGUUGUUCUCAUCAAGAAGAGUCCCACUUCUGAGAAUGCCCUGUUAGGCUUCAUGCCCAAAGCCUGUGUCUGGCUGUACACACCUCUGUCUUUGUUUUCUUGCUGUUUCGUGUCUGUGCUCCACGCUGCUGCAGCAUUGAGCCUCUUCCCCUGACACAUCUUCUGGGUGGUGUCUUUGCUCACAGUGGUUACCAGGCAGCUUCACCUACCCAGCCAGCGCCGAGAUGUGGGCUGGUCCUAUAAAGCAUUAGUCUGCUGGGCAUCUUGUGUACUGCUGUGGCUGCUCCGGUGUGGAGCUGUAAUAGCAGUGAUUUGUUCUUUGGUGUCUAUUCUCAGUUUCUACUCUGCUGCUUGAGGGCAGGGAUAAAUUUCCCCUUUUUUAUUUUUUUAUUUUAAAGAGGAAAAAACCAAUCAAAGCAAGAUAGUAAGAGAGUAAUAAUGGUUAAUAUAUUGUGCAUUGUUAUCUUCAAAGUAGUUGCUCACAUUACAGGAUAAUAGGAUGAAAAAUUGAUCAGAUAAUAUAAGCACAAACCUUUCUUUUCAAUGAACUAGUAGAAAUUAGUAGUAUAACUAUCUUAACUGUGUUGUUUGUGUGUGUGUAUAUAUAUAUUUUUUUUUCUCUUCUCCUUAUCCUCAUCUCAGUUUCUCUUUCCUUUUGAACAAUUUCUUUCCAUUUUCCAAUAUUUUCUGUGCAUUUUGGAUCCUAUUUCCUCUUUCAGCUUCUUCACUAGGGAGACAAUAUGAUGUUUACACAUGUGAAUCUGAUUUAUGGCACUUAUGAAUAUGUUCUCAAAUUGCAUCCAUUUAUCCUUCUUUACAGCUGGGUAGUACUCCAUUAUUUAAAAAUACUACAUCUUUUUAUCCAUUCCUCAGUUGGUGGGCAUUUGGGUUGUUUCUAAGAUUUAACUGUUACAAAUUGCGUUGCUGUAUAAACAUGGGUGCACAUAUGUCAUUGUAUGUUUUUAAUUCUUGUGGAAAAAUACCCAGAAGGGGACUAGCUGAGCUUAAUGGAACCUCUGAUCUUAGUUUUUUGAGGAGUCUCUACACUGAUUUCCACAGUGGUUGCACCAGUCUGCACUACCACUAGUAAUGGAGAGGAGUUCCUUUUUUCCUGCAGCCCCUCCAGCAUUUGUUACUGAUUAAUUUCUUUUUUUUUUACUUGUUUUUUUUUUCCCCAAUCUAUUUUAUUCAAAAAUAAGUAGAAAAAGAAGAAGAAGAAGAAGAAGAAGAAGAAGAAGAAGAAGAAGAAGAAGAAGAAGAAAAAACUACAACAUAAUUUCAAAGCACAUCAAUCCAGUGACUGGUUGAUUUCUUGAUGGUAGCCUUUCUUUCCAGGGACUGUCUGUUACUCGAGGAAGUGUCCUGAGAAGGAGGUGGCCAUGGAAGCUGUGGUGCUGAUGGCCAGGUCCCAGAUACGUGUGACCUUCAAGGAUGUGCUCGUGGACUUCACCAGGGAGGAAUGGAAGCUGCUAGAUGCUGCUCAGCAGAUCAUGUACAAAGAUGUUAUGUUGGAGAACUAUAAGAACCUGGUUUCCUUGGGGCAUCAGCUUCCUAAGCCAGAUGUGAUCCUGCGGCUGGAGAAAGGGGAGGAGCCCUGGCUGAUGCAGAAAGGGUUUUACCACAGGACACAUCCAGAUUUAGAGACUGCAGCUGAAAUUAAAUCAUCAGUUUCCAGAAAAAGCAUUUCUAAAGACAGACAAUCCUUUGGCAUUAAAAUAGAAGGAAUGUCGAGGAAUGAUCUUUGGUAUUUGUCACUGGAAGACAUCUGGAAAUGCGACAACCAGUUGGGCAAAUAUCAUGACAGCCAAGAAAGACGUAUGAGGCAAGUGACUUUCACCCAGAAGAAAGUGCUUAUUCAAGAGAAGGCUUGUGAAAGUGCUAAAUAUGAGGAAAGCUGUUUUCUCCCUGCUCAGCUAGUACUGAGAGAGUAUUUCCAUAGGCGAAGCUCACAUUCUAAAAGUUUAAAGCAUGAUUUAUUGUUCACGGGGCACCAGGAAAGUGGUACAGGUAGCAGUAAUGAAUGUGGCCAAACUUUCUGUCAAAAUAUUCAUCUUAUUCAAUUUGCACAAACUCACAUUGGAGAUAAAUCCUACAAGUGCCCUGAUAAUGACAUUUCUCUUCUUCCUGGUGCAUCCCUUGAUGCAUCAAAGGGUAUACACAGAGAGAAACCCUAUGAAUGUAAGGAAUGUGGAAAAUUCUUUAGUUGGCGCUCUAAUCUUACCAGGCAUCAACUUAUUCACACCGGAGAAAAGCCCUAUGAAUGUAAGGAAUGUGGAAAAUCUUUCAGCCGGAGUUCCCACCUCAUUGGACAUCAAAAGACUCACACUGGUGAGGAGCCAUAUGAAUGCAAAGACUGUGGGAAGUCCUUCAGCUGGUUCUCCCAUCUUGUUACCCAUCAGAGAACUCACACAGGAGACAAACUGUACACAUGCAAUCAGUGUGGGAAAGCCUUUGUUCAUAGCUCUCGACUUAUACGACAUCAGAGGACUCACACUGGAGAGAAACCCUAUGAGUGUCCUGAGUGUGGGAAGUCUUUCCGACAGAGCACACAUCUCAUUCUGCAUCAGAGAACACAUGUCAGGGUGAGGCCAUAUGAAUGUAAUCAGUGUGGGAAGUCUUAUAGCCAGAGGUCUCACCUUGUUGUGCACCACAGAAUUCACACUGGACUGAAGCCUUUUGAGUGUAAAGAUUGUGGAAAAUGUUUUAGUCGAAGCUCUCAUCUUUUCUCACAUCAGAGAAUCCACACUGGAGAAAAACCAUAUGAAUGUCAUGAUUGUGGGAAAUCCUUCAGCCAGAGCUCUGCCCUCAUUGUGCAUCAGAGAAUUCAUACUGGAGAGAAGCCCUAUGGGUGUUGUCAGUGUGCGAAAGCCUUCAUUCGGAAGAAUGACCUCAUUAAGCACCAGAGAAUUCAUAUUGGAGAGGAAAUCUAUAAGUGUAAUCAGUGUGAUAUUACCUUUAGCGAGCAAUCUCCAUUUAUUGUCCAUCAGGUUGCACAUACUGGGGAGCAAUUUCUCAUGUGUAAUCAGUGUGGGACAGAAUUGGUUAGUAGUCCCUCCCUUAUUAGAUACCAGGCAAAUCACAUGAGAGAGGCCACUUAUUAAUGUAAGGAAUACUAAUGUAAUGUAAGAAUGCUUCACUAAGAAUAAUAAUUUUACAUUGGAGAACUCAUGGAGAGAAGCUGUGCAAAUGGAAUCAGUGUGGAAAUGCUUUCAGUCUUGCUACUCUAUUGUACGCUAUUGAAUUAGCUGGGGGUGGGCACACACAUUUCAUUCCUGUACAGAAAUAUAAGAUUGUCUUUCCACAAAUACUUACAAAAGUAAUUGGCCUGAAUGCAUUCUUGACUAAGCCUUAAAUGCUAGAUUCUGAGAAGGAAUUGUUAAGUAGGUGAGUUGUUGAGAAAUAAUGCAGCUUUAUUAUAGAGUUAAAUGAAUAUGACACUGAAAUCAAAUUUGUUGCUGAGAAUAAAACAGCAACAAGAGAUAAUAAUAUUCCAGUGAGUUAAUAUGUCAUUGUCUAGUUGAUUGUACUUGUCUUCUAGACACUUUAUGGAGUUUAGUGUGUUCUUUGUUUCUUAUAUAAACCACAUUUUGGUCAGCUACAAGGAUAAUCUUAAUAAUGUAAAACCCUUCACACAUCUAAACUACUAGUAAUACUCAUUUUUAAAGUAUAUUUGCAUGUGGGCAAGAAUUGAAGAAUAACUAGAAAGUAUAGAUAAAUCAAACUGGUAGAGAAUGGGACUGUGAGUUUUCAAGCAUAUUUAGUGUUGAUAAAACAAUUCAGAUAUUUUAAAAUGCUCAACAAGAAUGCUUGGUUUCUCUUUCCUACUUUCAAAGAAAAUUGUUUGGUGUCAUAGAGUUCUACUUUUGAGAGAUGAGGCUAAAGAGAAUUUGAAAAUAAAGUUCUCUGUAAGUGGAAAAUAAGGGAAAUGUUGGGCAUUUGGACACAUGGUUGGAUGGGAUCCAUUUGAGACCAGGACCUUGUGUUGUAUUUGGAACACAUAUGCUCAUGAGUUAACACAGCACUAUCCAAGGACAGUAUCUUCUUAGGAUGGUCUUUGAUUUUUUUUUUUUUGGACAUUAAAUAAAUUUUUAUUUAGGAAA